Messenger RNA from Dictyostelium discoideum AX4, 4827 nucleotides. RefSeq names its product RNA polymerase III, second largest subunit (gene rpc2). The record is from RefSeq and is a predicted model, not a curated record. NCBI's taxonomy places the organism in Eukaryota, Evosea, Eumycetozoa, Dictyosteliales, Dictyosteliaceae. The transcript is spliced from 3 exons. The coding region runs from base 1 to 4827 and encodes 1608 amino acids.
AUGGAUCCAGAAUCAGUUGGAUAUUGUAAUAAUCCCGACUUUCUUCAUAAGGGGUCAAUGGAUGAAUUAUACAAUAUAUCAAAAUUAACAGAUGAUAUUAAACCAGUUGAAGAAAAAUGGAAAUUAGUACCAGCAUUUAUGAAAUGUAGAGGUUUAGUAAAACAACAUAUAGAUUCAUUUAAUUUUUUUAUAAAUGUUGAAAUGAAAAAGAUUGUUAAAGCAAAUGAAAGACUUACAGCAGAAAAUGAUCCUUCAUAUUUUGUAAGAUUCACAGAUAUUAAUGUUGGAUCACCAACAUCAACAGAGGAUAAUUUAGAUUCAGUUCAAUUAACACCACAAAGAUGUAGACUUAGAGAUAUGACAUAUUCAGCACCAAUCUUUGUUAAUAUAGAGUAUACACGUAAUAAACAAAUCAUAUCAAAGAGAGAUGUACAUAUUGGUAAUAUACCAAUUAUGUUACGUAGUAGUAAUUGUGUUUUAUCAAAGAAAACACCAGAACAAAUGGCGGCAUUGGGUGAAUGUCCAAUGGAUCCAGGUGGUUAUUUCAUAGUUAGAGGACAAGAGAAGGUUAUUUUAAAUCAUGAACAGUUAUCAAAGAAUCGUAUUAUCAUUGAGAUGGAUUCAAAGGGAUUGCCAUCGGCAUCGGUAACUUCAUCAACACACGAACGUAAAUCAAGAACUGGUGUAACACUAAAGAAUGAGAAACUCUACUUAAAGCAUAACACCUUUGGUGAAGAUAUACCAGUGGCAAUUGUGUUGAAAGGUAUGGGUGUUGAAACCGAUCAAGAGAUGGCACAGUUGGUGGGGUCCGAUGAUGUUUUCCUCAACGCAAUCACUCCAUCAUUGGAGGAGUGUCAAAAAUGUGGUGUGCACACUGCCGCCCAAGCAUUGGAUUAUUUGGGUAGUCGUAUUAAAGUUUUCCGUAGACCUUAUGGUGUGCAAAAUAAAAAGACAAAGUCAGAGGAGGCUCGUGAUAUUUUAGCGGGUGUGGUACUUAAUCAUGUGCCAGUACGUCGUUACAAUUUCAGAUUGAAGGUUAUUUAUCUCUCUCUUAUGAUUCGUCGUAUUAUUAUGGCAUCAAAGGACAAGAGUUGCCUCGACGAUAAAGAUUACUAUGGUAAUAAAAGAAUAGAGUUAUCGGGUCAAUUGAUAUCACUACUCUUUGAAGAUUGUUUUAAAAAGUUUCAAAGUGAAUUAAAGAAAUCAGUGGAUCAAGCAAUUGCCAAAGCUAAUCGUGCAGAGAAUUUAGAUUUACCCAAAUUAAUUCGUACCGAUACAAUCACCAAUGGGUUCACACAUGCGAUCUCUAGUGGUCAAUGGAAUUUAAAACGUUUUAGAAUGGAACGUUCUGGUGUAUCACAAGUUUUAUCACGUCUUUCCUAUAUCUCUUGUAUGGGUAUGAUGACACGUAUUCAAUCACAAUUUGAGAAAACUCGUAAAGUGGCUGGUCCACGUUCACUUCAACCAUCACAAUGGGGUAUGUUAUGUCCAUCCGAUACACCUGAAGGUGAGGCUUGUCUACAUCCUGACACAAUAAUCACAAUGUCCAAUGGUCAACAAAAACCAAUACGUCAAUUAAAAGAUGGUGAUUCAAUCAUCACUCUAGAUCCAAUCACUAUGGAAGCACAUUCAACUCGUAUCUAUUCACAUUUCAUUAAAUCCUCUUCACAAUAUGGUAAACAAUUAUUAAAAAUAACUACAAUCACUGGUAAAGAAAUCAUUUGUACAAAUGAUCAUAGAUUCUUAACUUCAAAUGGUAAUUGGAAACAAUCAAAAGAUUUAUUAUUAAAUGAUAAAUUAUUUUUAAUUUCUUCAUCAAAUCAAUUAGAAUUUAAUAAUAAUAAUAAUGAAAAUAAUAAUGAGAAUAAUAAUGAUAUAAUUGAAAUUUUAAAUGAAAAUCAAUUAAUUAAUCAAGGAGUAGUACCAAUUAAGAUUAUUCAAGAAUUAAAAUCAAUUGAAUUAUUACCUUUAUUAAAUAAUAAUGAAAAGUUAAUUACAAUUUCAAGAAUUAUAGGUUCAAUUGAUAAAAUUGGUUCAAAUAAACAAAAUGAACCAAUCAUUCAAUAUCAAUUUAAUUUAAUUUCAGAUUUUGAUCAAUUUUUAAAAGAUUUACAAUAUUUAGGUUUUAUAAAUCCAAUUUAUAAAUUAAAUGAAGAACAACAACAACAACAACAACAAAAAAUAGAUCAUCAACAACAACAACAACAACAAGUAGAACAACAACAAAAAUCAAUUAUUAUAGAUUUUAUUGGUAGUUCAUUUGGAUAUUUUAUUCAAUCACUUUUAAAUGAAAAAAAUUGGAUUGAAAAAUCAAAUAAUCAAUUUGUUAAAAAAGAAUUUUUAUCAAGUUUUAUUAGUAAUGUAAAUAGAAUUCAAUUUAAUAUUAUUGAAGAAAUUAAUCAACAAAAUAAUGAUUCAAAUUUUAAAAUUUUAUUAAAUUAUAAACAACAAAAACAACAACAAAAUGAAAAAGAAGAAAGAGCAGUAGUAGAUCAUGAUAAUGAAAUAUUUAAUAUUAAAUCAUUACAAAUUUUAUUAAAUCAAUUUAAUGUUAUAUCAAGUAUUGAUUUUGAAGAAUCAAAUUUAAUUAUAAUUAAUUCAAGUUUAAAAAAGUUUAUUGAUUUAAUUAAUAUUAAAUUUAAUCAAAAAUUAAAUAAUCAAAUUAUACAAAUUAGAGAAUAUUUAAAUUAUAUAAAUUAUAAUAAUAAUAAUAAUAAUAAUGAAGAAAUUAAUAUAAAAAAGAAAGAUUUUGGUUAUUUUAAAAAAUUAAAAAUUAAAAGAAAUAGUUUUGAAAUUGAAAUUGAAAAGAUUGAACAAUUAAAUUAUCAAGAUUGUCCAGAGAUUUCAGAUUUUACAACAGAAUCAGAUUAUCAUAGUAUGAUUAGUAAUGGUUUCGUUAGUCAUAACUGUGGUUUGGUAAAGAAUUUUGCAUUGAUGAGUCAUGUAACCACUGAUGAUUCAGAAGGUCCUUUACUUAGAUUAGCAUACAAUUUAGGUGUACAAGAUAUUCUAUUGGUAACUGGUGAAGAGUUAAAUUCAAGAAAUGCAUAUUUAGUAUUAUUAAAUGGUCAGAUCAUUGGUAUUCAUAAUUCACCCGAUUAUUUUGUAACUACUCUAAGAAAGAUGAGAAGAGCUGGUAGAAUUAGAGAAUUUGUUUCAAUUUGUAAGAAUAAGGCUCAACAAACUAUUUCAGUUGCAUGUGAUGGUGGAAGAUUGUGUAGACCUGUUAUUAUUGUAGAUGAUCAACGUCCAAGAUUAACUCAAGAACAUAUUGAAGAUUUAAAAGAUGGUCUUAGAACAUUUGAUGAUUUCAUUAGAGAAGGUAUCAUUGAAUAUUUGGAUGUGAAUGAAGAGAAUGAUAGUUUCUUGGCAUGGAGAGAGGCAGCUAUUCAACCAUGGACAACCCAUCUCGAGAUUGAACCAUUCACAAUGUUGGGUUGUGUAGCUGGUUUAAUUCCAUAUCCACAUCAUAAUCAAUCACCACGUAAUACCUAUCAAUGUGCUAUGGGUAAGCAAGCAAUUGGUGCAAUCGCUUACAAUCAAUUGACUCGUAUCGAUACAUUACUCUAUCUAUUGGUACAUACUCAACGUCCAUUAUGUCAAACACGUACAAUCGAUCUAUUGAAUUGGUAUAAAUUACCAGCUGGUCAUAAUGCCACCGUGGCGGUAAUGUCCUACUCUGGCUAUGAUAUUGAAGAUGCUUUGGUCAUGAAUAAAGCCUCAUUGGAUCGUGGUUUCGGUCGUUGUAUCGUAUUGAAAAAACAAGUUACCUCAAUCAAAAAACAUGGUAAUGAUACAUCGGAUCGUAUUUUCCCACCAACUCCAAACGAUUUGAGACAACCAAAAUAUGGUCUCUUGGAUAGUGAUGGUAUCGCAAAACCAGGUGAACUCGCUCAAAAAGGUCAAAUUUUAGUAAACAAAUAUUCACCAUUGAAUACCAUCGAUGCAACACCAAAUCCAGAACUCAUACCAGACUCUGCCUAUAAAUCAAGUUAUAUGGGUUAUAAAUAUGAUAAUCCUGCAUUCAUCGAUAAGGUCCUUUUGACAAGUGGUGAUGAUGAACAAUUACUCAUUAAAAUGUUAAUGAGAAGUACUCGUCGUCCAGAGUUGGGUGAUAAAUUCUCUUCACGUCAUGGUCAAAAAGGUGUUUGUGGUAUCAUUGUCAAACAAGAAGAUAUGCCAUUCUCUGAUCUAGGUAUUUGUCCAGACAUUAUUAUGAAUCCUCAUGGUUUCCCAUCUCGUAUGACUAUUGGUAAAAUGAUUGAAUUGUUGGCUGGUAAAGCGGGUGUCUUGAGUGGUAAAUUUGGUUUUGGUACUUGUUUUGGUGGUGAUCGUGUUGAAAAUAUCUCCAAAGUACUCAUUAGCAAAGGUUUCAGUUAUGGUGGUAAAGAUUAUGUUACCAGUGGUGUAACUGGUGAACCAUUGGCAUGUUUCAUCUUUUUCGGACCAAUCUUUUAUCAAAAACUCAAGCAUAUGGUCAUGGAUAAAAUGCAUGCUCGUGCUCGUGGUCCAACAGUAACUCUAACAAGACAACCUACCGAAGGUAGAGCAAGAGGUGGUGGUCUUCGUUUAGGUGAGAUGGAAAGAGAUUGUCUCAUUGGUUAUGGUGCUUCAGCUCUCAUCAUGGAAAGAUUAAUGAUCUCCUCUGAUAGAUUCACAGUUUAUGCUUGUAAAAAUUGUGGUUUCCUUGGUUAUGAAGGUUAUUGUCAAUAUUGUAAGAGUAGUGUCGAUAUCUCAACAAUUCAAAUACCAUAUGCUUGUAAAUUAUUAUUCCAAGAAUUACAAGCAAUGAAUAUUGUACCACGUCUUAAACUAGUUGAUUCUUAA